AAUCAAUAGAAAUUCCACAAAAAAUGAAAGCGAUAGACAUGUCUUCCACGGAAUAUCACAAGGGAAACCGAGCCAAGAAGCCUGUCAAACCAACGCCACUUUUUCCGAACACGACGACGCUCACAUGUUCCUUCUUCCGGUAUCUCGGUCCUUAGCAACCCAAGUUCUCAAACCUGUUGCAUUACGACAGUUCUAUUCCCUCGGAAAGAUGCUGUGGCCGAGAGAAGGAGGUAAAUUUAUCAGCGAGAGGGCGAAGGACGUCCAGGUGAUUCCCGAAGGAGUUGAAAAGGUGGCGGCGAUGCUGUCAGAGUCGGUGAAGGAAGGCAAGAUGAAUCUAAAGGAGUUCUUACAGAAUGAUAUACUUCCUGUUGACAAAGGCCUGACAGAGGAGCAGCUACUGAAUUGGACAUUCUUGGUUGACACUCUGAACUUCAAUUUCUGGACCCCUGAUGGAGAGCCAAAAUAUACUGUCAAAGACAAAGGAAGGAAGCGAACAGGAUAUAUGGCUAUGGUUGCUGCUAUUAACCGUGCAAUCGAUGAGGGCAAGAAGAUUUAUGACCCAAAUUAUUACUCCAAAUUGACCAUUGAUGACAUAAAGCAUAUAUUUCGUUCUGAGACUGAAUCUACGAUGCCACUGUUUAAUGAACGAGUUCGGGUACUCGGUGAAGUGGGCAAGAAGCUGAUAGAGGAAUAUGAUGGAACUUUUUUGAAUGUUCUGAAAAAGGCAGACUGCAGUGCCUUGAAACUGGUGGACAUUGUAACCAGUGAAUUUGAGUGCUUUAGAGAUGUUGCAAAGUAUGAGGGGCAGGAAGUGGCCAUGUUCAAGAGAGCACAGAUUUUGGCGAGUGACAUCUGGGUCCUCUUUAGGGGCCAGGGCCUAGGAGCAUUCACAGACAUUGACAAGCUAACAAUAUUUGCAGACUAUAGAGUCCCUCAGGCCAUGGCACAUUUUGGAGUGCUGAAGUACUCCCCUUCCCUGGAGGAGAAGCUGAAGAAGCAGCACGUCUUUCAGAGUGGAGAGCGGGAAGAGGUUGAGAUCCGGGGCUGUUCCAUCCAUGCUGCAGAGUUGAUUGUUGAGAGGAUAAAAGAUCUCUUGUCACAAUCAGGUUGCUCUGCAUCCAUUAAUAGUGCUAAGGUUGAUUUCUUCCUCUGGGACUAUCGGCUGAUGAAUGCAGCUGCACUGGAGAGCGUGCCUUACCACAGGGUCAGGUGUAUUUAUUAUUAAAAUCCUUUUUGAAGGGGGUUUACUGAAUGGUGUGAUUAGCACAAUUGUAAUCAGAGUACAACUUGCAGCCACCAAUUUGGAUAUUUUUACUUUCAUGAUACCAUUCAAGGGUUCCCACAUUCAACUAGCCAAACUAGUAAAAACAUUGUUGGGAGUUAUUCUUUACAUGAGGGAGUAUAAGGUAUAUAAAAUAUUUUUAUAUCUCCAAUAGCAAAUCUACUGUUAAGUUUGAAGAUAAAAUAAGAUUGCGGGCAGAGUUAUAUUGUUGUCCACAUGUUGGUGCCUGGGGUAGUCAAAGCCAUAGCAAUAAGUAAAAUGUAAUGCAUGUGAAAUGGUCAUACUGGAUUGCCUGCAUACAUAGGUGGUAACCAUACCAAUAGGCAAAUUGCUUCAUGUGCCAGAGCAGUACAUUCCUCUUAUAAUGACUAAAUAGCUUAGACGUACUAUAACUAUCAUAGAUGUCUUAAAAAUUCAGUAUAGAGCAUUGGAGCAGGACCAUACAAUAUAGGAAGUUACAGAGGGAGACUGAUGGCCUAGGAAUACUUUACUGAUGUUUUUAUCAAAGUGAUCAAAUGGCUGUAUGCAAAAGUUGUUGGUUGUUGUUGUGUUUACAUAUCCCUCUGCAUUGAAAUUUCUUUUUUAAGAAAGAUAUGCUAGCGCAGAUGAAGAAAAAUCCCACCAACAGGCAUACGACAUUUGUGGGUAAAGUUAUAUGAGUAUCAGUCAGCUGAAAUGGAUAUGCUAUUGACUGCCCCAUCUUUGUUGGGAAUUGUCCAGUUUCAUGGUCUCUAUAAAUAGGAAAAGAAUUAUUGUAUGAGUAACAUUAGACUACUGAAUAUAAGUGUCUUACACUUAAUACAGUAUUUAGUUUUUAAUGGGUAUAUCAAUAUUACCAUUCAGUAUAAAGUGUACUGGAAAGGAUACAGGUAUUUUUUUUUUAUUAUUUAAGAAAAAAACAUUUUUGUAUUCUUGUACUUUGUUUUGGUUGCUAUGUAACUCUAAAAUCACUUUAUAUGAGAUGAUAGGAACGAAAGACCUAGGAAGCUACUUCCUAUAUACCGCCAGGAAUCAGAUAUUGGUGAAACUGUCGUUGGUCUUGUAUAGUUCUUGCACUACAACUUUGGUAAAAUCUUUGGUAAAAUUUGGAAAAUGUAUUUGUGUUUUGCUUGGAAGGAAUGGAGUUUACAAUUUCUUAUGUUUCUAGUGUAUAAGAAAAAUGUAAAGAAAAAUUAUCUUUUAUCUUUUAUUGUAAUUUAACAAGAAAACAAAGUGAAUGCAAGGAAUGUGAAGACUCAUACUCUUCAAGCUGUAAUUUGUGGAUAUGCAUAUCACAAUUUGAAAGCUAUUUUGAAUAAAUAGGAAUUUCUUGGCAGGA
This is a messenger RNA of Penaeus vannamei (Pacific white shrimp), 2600 nucleotides long. The record is from RefSeq and is a predicted model, not a curated record. NCBI's taxonomy places the organism in Eukaryota, Metazoa, Arthropoda, Malacostraca, Decapoda, Penaeidae.